GGUUUGUCCUCAGUGUGAAUGUUGGUCUGUGUGGGAAUGUUUAUGUGUGUGAUUGUUUGAGGCUGUUUGGGUGAGUGAAUGUGGAGUGUCAGCGUGCGUGUGUCUUUCUAAAAACCUACACAGUGAUCUUAUUUGAUCUGAUCAGAGUUUAGCUCCGCUCUGAACAGAGAUGAUAGGAAAAACCGCUCUCGAGCCUCCGCGGCGAUGAGCAGCCGGCGAGAUUCAACCUUUCGGGGCCUCCACGCUUCGUGCUGUGGUCAGAAGUGAUGAUUCGAUCAGAUAUACUAGUUCUGGGGCAGAGUUUAUCUGCAGCUGUCGUCUGCUCAUAGUCAGUGGCACCUCUUCCCACACUCGUCUGCAGAUGGAUGAUAUUAAACAGAAGCUGAGACUGAAGCAGAUGGAGGAAGAAGACCUCCAGAAGUGAGUCAGCGAUGCCAGAUGAAUCAUCGAUGACUCGACGGCAGAACUUGCCAAAGCUGGCGACCGACCAGACGUGACCCCAAAGAUCAAUCAGUCGAUCGGAGGCGCAUCCAGAGCCCAGAUUAAAGGAGAGAAGUUUGACUUGUGCGAGGAGGAGAGCGACUUCUCUGUUUAAAAAAAUGUAUUCCUCAGAUCGAUGUGAGGCGUCUCCGCUUUGCUGUAGAAAACCACGUCUCCCUCCAGAACCUGUGGGUGUUUGUCUUUCAGCAUGAAAACGACAUAAAAAGAUUCAUGAUUGAGGUCUGUGACAGGAAGAUCAUGAAGAUGAAGUCCGUUGUAGUUUGAGCCACAGUAAAGUCAACGAGCAGAAGAGAACUUCACCUUAAAGAGGGCAUUUUACUGCCACAAUAUAAUCUGGAGGAACUCUGCAGUGAACCAGUCCUGUGGAUGCUGAAGAGAAACAACAGCAGAUGAAGCAGAGAGAAGCCACACCUCCAGCAGCACCUGAGGGUUCAGGUCGACCCUCCGAUCCUCCAUCAGUUCAGCUCCGACAGCAGCCAGGAUGCAGCGAGGCCUCAUCACACACCUCAGCCACUUUGUGCUGGGGCUGGUUUUGGCACAAGCUUCUGCGGAUUUGCCCAUGUGCAAAGAGUCAGAUUAUCACUUUGAGUACACAGAGUGUGACGUACUCGGGUCGAGAUGGAGGGUGGCGGUUCCCAACAAAGCCGACACGUGCACGGGCCUCCCAGAUCCAGUCAAAGGCACCCAGUGCACCUUCUCCUGUAGCAAUGGGGAGUUCCUUGACAUGCAGUCGCAGCAGUGCCAGAAAUGCGCUGCAGGCACCUACUCCCUGGGCACCGGCGUGGCUUUUGACGAGUGGGACGACCUGCCGGCAGGUUUUGUCACUCAGGGGAUGACAAUGAACGAGGGGAACGCCCACACAGACUGCUCCAACUCGACCUGGACACCAAAAGGUGACUACGUAGCAUCAAACACAGACGAGUGCACUGCAAUGCUGUCCUACGCUGUGAGCCUGAAGAAACCUGGAGUUCUGGCCUUUGAGUAUUUCUACCCUGAUAACAGCAUCUACUUUGAGUUUUUUAUUCAGAACGAUCAGUGUCAGUCUACAGACUCUGAAAGUCGAUGGAUGAAGAUCUCAGACAACAACUGGAGCCAACACAGGGUAGAGCUGAAUAAAGGCAACAACGUGCUGUACUGGCGAACCACAACAUAUGCUCUGCAGGGAAGUGCAGUCAAACCUGUGCUGUUGAGAAACAUUCGGAUCUCAGGGGUGGCCUACACGUCAGAGUGUUUCCACUGUAAACCCGGCACCCACAGCGCUGAACAAGGCUCUGCCCACUGCUCUCCCUGCCCUGCUGAUACCUUCUCCAACAAGGGUGCCACUGUUUGCCAUGAGUGUGAAAAAGACAAAUAUGCAGAGGCUGGUUCAGGAAGCUGCAAACCAAGACCUGCAUGUACAAACAGCGACUACUUCUACACCCACACUCCCUGCGACUCUGAGGGAAAGACUCAGCUCAUGUACAAGUGGAUUGAGCCCAAGAUCUGCAGCGAGACGGUUGAAGGAGCAGUGAAGCUUCCUGCGUCAGGGGAGAAGCAAACCUGUCCGCCUUGUAACCCGGGUUUCUUUGUCUCUAACUCCACCUGUGAGCCCUGCACCAAUGGUUCCUUCUCAAAUGGAACAGUUUGUACCAAGUGUCCUGUUGGCACGGAGCCGGUGGUGGGAUUCGAGUACAAGUGGUGGAACAAGAUGCCGACCAACAUGAGGAGCUCCGUCUUCCAUCAAGAGUUCAGCGAGUCCGAUCAUAAUACAGCCUGGGAGGUGGCUGGAGAAUACAUCUACACAACCCCUGGGAAUCAGGACACUGACUUCCUGAUGCUCACACUCAGUGUCCCUGGAUACAGGCUGCCUCAGUCAGCAGUGAAAGACAGUGAAAGGAGUGAACUGUCUCGCAUCACCUUCGUCUUUGAGACCAAGUGUACAGCUGACUGCAGAUUUUACUUCUUGGCGGGUUACAAUCAGUGGAACAACGAAGUGGUGGAGCAUUGGACGGGCAGCAACAGAAAACAGUCGUACUCCUACGUGAUCCAGAGCAACAGCACCGUCGGCUUCACCUGGACUUUUCAACGAACGCAGGAGUUAAAAGUGGAGAAGAAGUUCAGCGCUGAUGUUGCAAAGAUCUACUCCAUCUCCAUCACCAAUGUGAUCGGAGGUGUGGCUUCGCAGUGUCGCCGCUGCCCUCUGAUGUCCGUUAAGGCCGGUUCCGCCUGUGUUCCGUGUCCACCGGGUCACUACAUGGUCAACGGGUCGGGAGCGUGUCAGAGCUGCCUGCCAAACACCUUCAUCAGGGCCGAUCAGCCGGUCGGAGAGGCUGCAUGUAUUCAAUGUGGACCAAACACAAAGACUAACAAGGCCCACACAGCUUGUCUCAGCGACUGUACGUUGGCUGUGCAGACGAGAGGAGGAUCUCUGCAGCGCUACAACUUCUCUCCUCUGGCCAACGUCACGGGUUUCCACAGCAGCCCUCGGUUCACCAUCAAAGGCCUGAGAUACUUCCAGCGCUUCAGUGUGGGUCUGUGUGGGACAGAGAGCAGAAUCCCGGCUUCCUGCGUGGACAACGUCACUCAGAGUGGGAGGGAGGUCAGAGGUUACGUCUGCCAGUCCACUGUGGUUCCCUCUGACAUCAGGAGUCAGAGCGUCGUGUCCUCGCAGCCUUUCCUCGUCGGUGACUCACUCAUCGGUGCGACCACAAAGACGACCCUGGAUUCCAUCUCUUCUCCAGACUCGUUGUUCCCCGCAGCAUCCGGCCUGCCAGAUGUUAUAUUCUACUACAAGUCUAGUGAUACGACUCAGGCUUGUAAAAAAGGCAGAUCGGCCGCCAUCAGACUGAGAUGCAAUCCCUCAGUGACUGCUAAAGACCACAUCACACUGCCAAGUAACUGUUCAGAGGGGACGUGUGAUGGUUGCACUUUCCACUUUCUGUGGCAGAGCCAGCAUGCAUGUCCACUCUGCACCAAAAACCACUACAGAGAGAUUGUCAGUGCUUGUAUCCAGGGAAUACAGAGAACCACCUAUGUGUGGCAGCACCCUCUGCAGUGUUACGGAGGAGAAUCGCUGCCAGCACAAAAAGUCAGCGCUUGUGUGACUCUGGAUUUCUGGCUCAAGUUUGGUGUUUCCACAGGAACGAUCGCUGCUGUGCUUCUCAUCAGUAUCAGCUGUUAUUUCUGGAAAAAGACACGCAAGCUGCAGUAUAAGUACUCCAAGCUGAUGAUGAGCUCUGGGGGUAAAGAGUGUGAGCUGCCCGCUGUGGACAGCUGUGCGAUAAUGGAGGGAGAGGAUGCAGAGGAUGAUCUCAUGGACCUCACCAAGAAAUCCUUCUUCACCAAAAUUAAGUCUUUCUCACGAGAGAGGACAGCAGAUGGAUUCGACUCGGUCCCACUUAAAUCAUCGUCUUCACACCAGCUACGAGAGGAGGAAGACUCUGAUGAAGCUUAAAGCAGAAGAUGAGCGGAUCUUUCUGUCAAAGCACAGAGGAAGUGCUCAGUUUUUUUUAACGUCAGUGCAGCUCUGAGGCUGCUGAGGGUAUUUCAUUUAUUACUAAAGAUAUUAGUCUCACUGAUGGAGGUCUUAGGAUCAUGAAAAUUGUGGUAUAAAUGAUUUGCCAUAUGUUACGCUGACAAGCCUGAUAUUAAAAUACAGUAUUAGUCUCCAUAUUGGGGAAAUACUGUAUUUUCAAAGCCCAAAAUGUUUUUCAAAAAGAUCUAGAACAUAAACUGUGGGUCAAGUUACACUUUUUUUGUGAAUGUGUCAAGCAUAACCGUGAGUGUGUAUAUAUCUUUUAUUCUUUUCUAUUUGUUUUUGUUAGGGUACCUUUUAAAAAAUAAAAAUUAGAGCAGCCAUUCAGUUUUCAUGAAUGAUAUUUUACAGUAUGUGAAUUUUCUUGCCAAAGCUGUUCUCUUUUCUAUCAUUAUGGCAUGAUCGUGCUUUAUUGUGAAGACAUUUUCUAAAUUAAAUAAACAACAAAAUGUUCAACUGGA
This is a messenger RNA of Amphiprion ocellaris (clown anemonefish), 4476 nucleotides long. RefSeq names its product endosome-lysosome associated apoptosis and autophagy regulator 1 (gene elapor1). NCBI's taxonomy places the organism in Eukaryota, Metazoa, Chordata, Actinopteri, Pomacentridae. The coding region runs from base 983 to 3934 and encodes 983 amino acids. Gene Ontology annotation, biological process: positive regulation of vacuole organization; autophagosome assembly. The record is from RefSeq and is a predicted model, not a curated record. Gene Ontology annotation, cellular component: late endosome; extracellular exosome; lysosome. The transcript has 27 exons.